AUGCGUUACGUACUGUUCAAGCUGACAUACCAGAGCGGCGACAUCAUCUUCGCGGACUGGAUCACGCUCUUCACGCUAUGUCUCGCGCCGCUCAUCGUCCACGUGCUCUCCGGCGCGCCGCGGCCGUCGUACCUGACGCGCGGCCGGCCGCCGUGGCAUGAGCGCUUCUGCCACUACAACCCGACGUCCAUCCUGUGGCGCUACGCCGCCAUCGCGGACCGGCGCAUUCGCGCCCGCUCGUGGGAUGCGUUGACGAUGGCAGCCAGCAACGCCCUGUUCUGGACUCCUCGCGGCUGGGACGGAUCGGAGGAAAUGGUCGCGGUGGCACGACCCCUCACGACGCGGCUCCCGGAGCACACGAGAGUAGAGAUUUUUUCCAAGGAAUCGCUGCUGACCGUCAUCAUCACGCUGCAAGGGACGUCAGCCGUGUACUCGAUCGCCGGCGGGCUGAGCGGAGCCACGUACUUCAACUCGUCGUUCGGCCUCGACGCCGUCUUCUUCCCGGUGGCUGUCUUCGGGCUCUUGCGGCUCUGUGCUGCCUUCUGGCUAACCGAGGACUACCAUUUCGGGUACACCGCCGUCAAGGACAGCUUCAGGCUCAACUCGUUCCCGAGCGUGCGCGAGGAGCCGGUGCGCGAGGAUCUGGACAAGGGGCCGUUCGCCGGUGUCGUGCGCAUGGACAGCCUUCUCCAAUCCGACGAACCGUACGACGUGGUGAACAGAACCCGGUUCCGCCCGACGUCCUACUGGCCGAGCAUAUUGUUCCGCGCUCUCUGGAUGGUGCCCGUGUGCGGGCUAUGGGUGCUCUCGUCCUUCUACGUGGUCCCAUUCGGCGGGAAGUACGACGCGCCCGUGACGUCGUGGCUCGUGGGCCUCAUGUUCCUGAUCCUGUUCACGGCGUCCGGCGCCAUCUAUGCGUACUACUUCGUCCGCGGCCGCACGACGACGACGCUCAUUCCCUGCAUCUCGGCGUUCUGGUACAAGAUAUACACGGUGCUUAUCUUCGGCCUGAUGGUAACGACGAUCGCCAUCGCCUGCGUCGAGACCAAGAAGACGCCGUGCGGGCGAUAUACGAGCCUCGGCGGUGUGCUGGGCGACAUCACCGCGUGUCGAGGGCAGGGGACGGUCCUGUUCCCCGUCGGCGAAGGGUCGAAGGGCCCGUUCGCGCUGGCUUCGAGCAACCCCAACAGCGCCGGCGACGCUCCUGUCUUGGAUAGGAAUACUUGGAUGUAUAACUUUACUGGGACAUGCAUCGGGCGCCCCUCUGACGAUUUGUGGGUCUUCUCGGACUAUUACUCGCUUUAUAACGGCAGUGGGUGGGUAGUGACGGCCGAAGAGGGUACUUCGUACGCCCAUUAUACUCACGAUACUCGCGAUAAGGUAGAGUAG
Anthostomella pinea is the source of this 1389-nucleotide messenger RNA. The record is from the annotation of a GenBank genome assembly. Lineage: Eukaryota; Fungi; Ascomycota; Sordariomycetes; Xylariales; Xylariaceae.